This is a messenger RNA of Globicephala melas (long-finned pilot whale), 2632 nucleotides long. RefSeq names its product spermatogenesis associated 2 like (gene SPATA2L). The record is from RefSeq and is a predicted model, not a curated record. Lineage: Eukaryota; Metazoa; Chordata; Mammalia; Artiodactyla; Delphinidae. Gene Ontology annotation, cellular component: cytoplasm.
UUGCAGUUUUAAAUGACGCUGAAACGCCCGGCCGGCUUCCACCUGGAGCACUGGCCCCGCCAGAGGGCGGCUCGACCCCUCCCUCCCUCCCGUAUCUGGUCAAUCCCGUUAGGCAACGAGAAGGGUCCUGUCCCUGUUGGGGUAGCCCCGCCCCCAGGAGAUUGCCCCGCCCCGCGUCCGGUCCCCGCUCCCGGCAGGCGCACGAAGAGCCACGGUACCUGCUUCCUCGGCACCCUGGCGCUCCCGAGGGUCCAGCUCAGGAGGUCGGCGCCCGCCUCGGUGGGAGCGUCCGCGGUGUGCCCCCUGUCCUUGGCUCCGCAGUCCGUGGAGGUUCGUGCUCCCGGGCCCUCACCAGGCCCCGCCCUGUCCGCGUUGGCGGAGGGGGCGGUGCCCGAAGAGACCCCGCCCCUAACGUCACGGCCGAGGGGUGGAGCCGGCCCGACGGAAGCGAGGUGCUGCUGGAGAGGCCCGAACAGAGCAGCGGGCGCUCGGGGACUGCUGGUGAGAGACAGCAUGGGCAGCAGCUCGCUGUCCGAGGACUACCGUCUGUGCCUGGAGCGCGAACUUAGGCACGGCCGCGCGGGCGUGUGCGGGGACCCAUCGCUACGCGCCGUGCUCUGGCACAUCCUGGUGGAAGACUUCGACCUGCAUGGGGCGCUGCAGGAUGACGCGCUGGCACUACUCACCGAUGGCCUGUGGGGCCGCGCCGACCUGGCCCCUGCGCUACGCGGCCUGGCCCGCGCCUUCGAGCUGCUGGAGUUAGCCGCCGUGCACCUGUAUCUGCUGCCUUGGAGGAAGGAGUUCACCACCAUCAAGACUUUCUCAGGGGGCUACGUGCACGUGCUGAAGGGCGCGCUCUCGGAGGACCUCCUCAUCCAGAGCUUCCAGAAGAUGGGCUAUGUGCGCAGGGACGACCACCGCCUUAUGGUGGCUGCCCUGCCCCCCGCCCGCCAGCUUGUGCAGGUGGCCCUGGGCUGCUUUGCCCUGCGGCUGGAGUGUGAGAUCCUGGGCGAGGUGCUGGCGCAGCUGGGCACCAGCAUGCUGCCAGCCGAGGAGCUGCUGCAGGCACGGCGGGCCAGCGCGGAUGUGGCCUCCUGCGUGGCCUGGCUGCAGCAGCGACUAGCCCGCGAAGAAGAGCCGCCACCUGUUCCCCCCCGUGGCUCCCCGGCCCGGUGCCAGGCCCGGCUGGACCUGUACCGGGACCUGCAGGAGGAUGAGGGCUCAGAUGAGACCAGCCUAUACGGGGGACCCUCGCCAGGCCCCGACUCACCCCCCUCGGAGCUAGCCUGCCAGCCUCUGUUCUGGGAGCAGAGCGCCAGACUGUGGGGCGUGGGGGGCGGGGCCUGGGAGGCUGAGGCCAGCAGCCCGGCCUCGGAGGAGGAGCCCGAGGCCGAGGCCUUCUCCCUCCUCUCACUGCGCCAAGAGCUGCUCAGUCGGCCCGGAGACCUGGCCGCCCCCCAAGCCCCUGGAGCCCCUGAGCAGGCCAGCCCCCCACGAGUCCCCGAGCCCCCCGGCUACCAGACACACAGCUGCCUGGGCCCUGGCGCCCUCCCCACCCUCUGCUGUGACACGUGUCGCCAGCUGCACACUUCCCACUGUGCCACCCUGGCCACCUGCCGCCCGGGCCACCCUUUGCGCGCCCUGCACGGAAACCACCAGCGGCGCCUGUGGCUGCAGCGAGCCCAGGUGGACACCUUGCUCUACGAUGCCCCUAGGCCCGCCUGGCCCUAGGCCCAGGGCUUUCUGGAGACAUGUUCCGUGGUGCUUUUCUGGGCCUCAUCCCUCCUCAGACCCGGGCCACUGGCCACCCUGCCCCUCCUGCCCCCCAGGGGUGCUGAGCACAGCGGCAGGUCGGGGGGCAUGGAGACUCAACCCCGCUACGUGAGAGGUGGGGGCCGUCUUCCUCGGAAAGCUGCCGGCCCGCCCCCAGGGAGCACCCUCUCCCUCCUCUCCCACCCCUCCCCGGCCCCACCACUGGCCCCAGCGCCGCAGCUCCUGACCUGCUCCCUGCAAGUGCCCAAAGGGGUGCUCCACAGAGGAGUGUCCUUGGGGGCUCAGGUGACCUCAUGAGCCCCGGAGCUUUGCUAAGACCAUUCUAGGGGCUCUGCCAGGUGCAUGGCUGACCCGGCUGAGGGGACCUGGUCCCCCAUGGGUGUCACAGACCAGCACUGAAUGAGCUGAGUGCUGGCCUGAGACCAGCCCCAUGGGCUCCAGUCAGAGCUGGGCGGGGAAGCUGGACCCAAGGACAGAAGAGAAAUGAUCUAGUCUCCAGCCAGAGUGAGUGCCCAGGAGUUCCAGAGAACAGCAGGCGGGAGACGGGGAGCCACGGAGCCCGAGAGGCUGUCACCCCACUUCCGGGCGGAGCGUGGGGGCUUCUGAGCAAUCUUCCUGCUACAUCUUCCUGCUGUCCGGCUUCGGAAGGCAGGGUGAGAGAUCUCCAAGGCUCCCACCCCAGAGCCCACCUGGGUCCCGUGGUAAAGAUGCACCAGCUGCCAGCCGCCAGCCCGCUCACAGGGCUGGAGGGGGUGGGUCUGCCCACCUGGGCCUGGGGUGGGGCCAGUCUUGUGUGUGGCCCCUCCCCCCACACCUGUCUGUCACGCGAAUCACCACCUCAAAGUACAUUAAAGGACGC